This is a messenger RNA of Plectropomus leopardus (leopard coralgrouper), 2723 nucleotides long. It is a transcript of the gene parvg, whose product is annotated as parvin, gamma. The record is from RefSeq and is a predicted model, not a curated record. Gene Ontology annotation, biological process: substrate adhesion-dependent cell spreading; establishment or maintenance of cell polarity regulating cell shape; actin cytoskeleton organization. Lineage: Eukaryota; Metazoa; Chordata; Actinopteri; Perciformes; Serranidae. Gene Ontology annotation, molecular function: actin binding. Gene Ontology annotation, cellular component: actin cytoskeleton; cytoplasm; focal adhesion.
GACAUGUUAUUUUCUUUAAAGCAGCAGUGUGAUAUUGAGUGCAGUCAGACCUUUUGCGCAGAUAGACUUCACAAGAGGUUGUAUUCAGAUUGAGUACAGCCCUCUCCACCUCUUAUAUUGCUAUUUUGACAGUUUUUGGAGUUGACACCAGUUAAAGAACUCAGUUCAGCUGAAGUCACCCGAUUCUGUUGAGUCGCUCUCAGGAGUGCCGAAAGGUUUUGCUGACAGGUGAUGAAUAUCUCACCUUGAGGAGAAGCAAUGGAGGCUGCUGUCUUUGACUAUCACAAAGAGGAUGACCCUGUGGACUUUGAGGCUUUUCAGGGAGACAAGCAGAAGCUCAUUCAGCCAACAUCUUUAAAAGAUCCCAAAUUUGAAAAGCUAAAGGAGGCACUGGUUUAUUGGAUCAAUAGCACUUUGAAAAUCGAGCACAUAGUGGUUCAGAGUUUGGAGGAGGAUCUGUACGAUGGGCUGGUGCUUCACCACCUGCUGUCCAGGCUGGCCGGUAUUCACUUGCCUGUGGAGGACAUAGCACUGACCUCCACUGCUCAGAUCCGCAAGUUGGGAAUGAUCCUGGAGGAACUGGAUAGGAGACUGGGCCCGCAGGACAGCAGCGGGAUCAAGUGGAACGUUAAACUCAUCCACAACAAAGACCUUCUGGCCACUAUUCAUCUGCUGGUUGCCAUGGUGAGAUCUUUCCAGCCUGAACUCGAAUUGCCACCAAAUGUGACAGUUGAAGUCAUAGUUGUGGAAGUGACCAGAAGUGGAAUCAAAUCAAAUGUACAGACAGAGGUGCUGACAGAGGAGAGGGACACAGACUCAGACUCCCUCAGGAAUACUGAAAGGGAAGAUCCCAUUGAGCAACUGCUGAAGCUUGAGGCUCACAAGGUCAACACAGUAAAGAAGGCCAUCUUACACUUUGUCAACCAGAAUAUGUCGACUAUGGGUCUGCAGGUGGCUGAUAUGGACAAACAGUUUGCUGACGGUGUGAUUCUGCUGCUGCUCAUCGGACAGCUGGAAGGAUUCUUCAUCCCUCUCUAUGACUUCAACCUGACUCCUGUCAAUCACUCUGAGAUGAUUCAAAAUGUAACCUUGGCCUUGGAUCUCCUGAAUGACACAGGCCUUCAAGUCCCCAGUGUUGAUCCACAAGAUAUUGUGUCCCAGGACGUCACUGCCACCUUGAAGGUCCUGUAUGCCCUCUUCAAGAAGCACAAAGGGAAAAAAAUGCAACAGGAAGAGGAACUCAGCAACUAAGAAUACAAAUACAGCUGUAGACAAGUGCAGUGUUUGUCCAGUUCUGGAUUUCUUCUGUCUCUCAACUGUUGCAAAUGUUGUACAUAAUUUAAAGGGUGAAGUUGAAUGAUUUUCAACAUUAUGUUUACACUCUUAAGCUUAUUUUAAGGUGCGGUAUGUAAUUCUGGAGAAAAAUAGUUGAUUGUUUAGUCCCAUACACUGGUCAUUAAAUACUGAUGCGGUUUCAUUCCAAGGUUGUCAAAUACUUCUUACAACCUCAGGGUGGUAGUCGACCCAAACCACCAACCCAAGGUCGUUGGUAUUUGAUGAUUUGGGAAUGACACUGUCAGUGGUUAACCACCCAUUUAUGUAAGUCUAUUUCCCAAGUCGUCAAAUACCAACAACAGUCGCUUACUAUUAUUAUUUAAUUGGUAACUGGCAAGAAUAUUUUUGCCUGAUUUCUUGUGGGUCUGUAGGUCAACUUUGUGACUCUUCAUUUUACUGCACUGCACAGCAACUGUUCUGGUAGGAGCUAGCUAGCAAGCAGUGCUGCUUAUUCUGCAAUUACAUUGCUGUCGAAAAACAAGCCCAACCUCCAGUCUCUCCCAAAGGUUGCUCUGGUUUGUAAACAGCAGUGUUGACAACUUGGCAACUUUUUUGCUAGAUUAAGCAACCUUUUCAGACCAUCAUGGAAAAGGCAGAUAUAUGUUUAGCCCUUUGUAAUUCAUCCCCAUGCAUGCUGCUCGAAAUAAUCGCAGUCAGCAACUCUCCUUUUCUCUCCUAUUGUGCUGUGCAGUAGUUGCAGUAGCAAUGCUGCUGCUGGAGUAAUGUUGCUUGUUGUGUGAGAUCAGAGAAGGUGGUGCACUUCAGUGUAAGCACCAUAGCUCUCAUGCCAUUCAAAUAUUUUACUUUACUUUCAUUGAGUUGAGAGUUGGCAACACUGGUAAGUGGCUCAGUUUUGAUCCACAAACCCAAAUUUGGCAUUGUUGACUAUGUUAUCACUAUUUGCUCUAUUAGUAACAUUAGUGAUGUUAACAUAGUUAACUAUGGUUUGUGACAGUGCAGUACUCACAGAAUGAAUGGUGCUGCUAGAUAGCUAUCUACUGCCCAACCAGUGUGCAGUGCAGAGUGGUUUGCAAACCAGUUGAAACUGAAGGGAGGGUAGAAGGCAUUAUAUUUCCAUAUGUUAAUACAAUUAAGCCAGAGUCUGUCAGCAAAGCCCACAGAAAAUAACCCAAAAGGCAAAACAUUUAUAACACUUUCAAAUGCAUCACUAUGGCUUUCUUAGUACGUUUACAUGCGCAGUUAAGUCAAGCUAUGGUUAUAGCUUGAUUAGGCAAUUUAAUUGGACUACUGUCCUUGUCCCUUUAUUCAAACACCAGGGGAGAAUCAAUAUAUUGAUUGAAGUAUGUCCAACUCCACCACAGUAGGCAGCAAUAUGCCCCCUUUCCGCUAAUUGCUUUUGGACCUUCUUCCAGUUGACCUAUUAUAUC